Messenger RNA from Diaporthe citri, 228 nucleotides. RefSeq lists its product as uncharacterized. Bases 1 to 228 code for a protein of 75 amino acids. NCBI's taxonomy places the organism in Eukaryota, Fungi, Ascomycota, Sordariomycetes, Diaporthales, Diaporthaceae. The record is from RefSeq and is a predicted model, not a curated record. The transcript is spliced from 3 exons.
AUGGCCCGACAGCCCUACGAGCCGCUCGAGCAUUUUAGGGCGACUCAGCUCGCCAUCGAGUCGAUGCUCGAGCACACAGCCUACGCCUUGAAGAUUGGACUUGAACGCAGGCCCGCUCCUCGCGCCAGCCAGCUUGAACAUUCAGAUGGUGCGGGCAAACUUCUCUGCAAGGGAAUCAAGACCCGGUCGAUGGAUCAGCCCUGGGACAUUUUCUGGAGCCAGCUGUAG